Molecule: messenger RNA, 5706 nt
Organism: Plodia interpunctella (Indianmeal moth)
Lineage: Eukaryota; Metazoa; Arthropoda; Insecta; Lepidoptera; Pyralidae
Exons: 10
Coding region: 35-2440 (801 amino acids)
Biological process (GO): protein ubiquitination
Cellular component (GO): Cul4-RING E3 ubiquitin ligase complex
Source: RefSeq, a predicted model, not a curated record
AUUUGUCAAAAUAAAUUCAGUCAAACAAACGAACAUGGAUUCUGCGGAUUAUUCCGAUAGUUCAUAUUCAUUUAGUAAAAAUGAAUACGGUAAAUCUAACUCAAAUUCUCUCAAAAACAACACAAGUCAUUGUAGUAAUAUUGUACAUAAAUUAUUUAAUAGGGAGAUCUAUGGCAGUAUCACAAGAAAGUCAAAUGAAAGGAGUCGUAAAAUAUUUGAGAAGAUCCCACCAAGGCUCCGUUUCUGCCUCAUUGACAUCGUGCCCAUGGCGUAUCUCCGGGAGCAUGUGUUCAUGGGUUUCUCUCAGUGUGGCCAGUUUCUACUCAGUUUCACUUACAGCUGUAACACACAAGCAUAUUUUAGGGAGAGCUCUAAAUUUACCUUACAUUUCCUGUCGUGGGUGCCUCGCGGCAUAGCGAAGCCGGUCCACAGCGUGCCGCUGUUCGGCGACGACUACGUGGACAGCAAGGUCACCAUCUCCAUGGCGCAGUGGAAACACAACCCCGGCGUGCUCGUCGUAUAUGGCAUUGCGGAUUCCUGCUCGGAAAGAUCCUACCUCAGUGUGAUCGGCGUACCUCGUUUAGGAUGUAAGAAAUGUGCUGCGUAUUCUAAAGAUGAAGACGAAGAGGGUAAUGGGACAGGGCCAGAAAAUUGGGGCAAGCGGUGUUUGCAACACAACUUCGCAAUACACACGAAAUUCUUCUGCACAUCCGACUCCAGCAUGUACGAACCAGUCGUCCAGCUGGCGUACUCCAACCAAAUCAUCAUAUACACAGACUUCAUCCACAUACUCGAAGUGGAUUUCGCUAAGCCCGACGAGAGGACCGAAGGGGACGAAUGUAAAUACUCAUUAGAUAGGGAAGAAACAAAUUCAAUAGAUACCUAUCCUAACACACCCGCUUCGGACGUCUCCGCGCCUUUUCAGUCGCCGAAAUAUCAGAAUAAUGUUGUGCAAAACAUUUUAGCGGAUUUCUCCGAUUUGGAGAUGGAACCUUAUCAGAUGUCGCGGCCUGUGCAUUUGCCUGACGUGAUGGGCCAGGAGCUGUGUAUCCAGGCCUCCUCAAUAUCGCACAAUUUGGCCGAGGAAUGGGAAGGACCCUCCCCGUCUAUAAGAACACUCAUCAGUCCGCCGCUGAGAUCUCCCAGGCGACGCCCGGCAGAGAGUAUGUCAAGAUUCAACGAAAUGCACAGAAUCAUUGCGGAGAAAGCUUACGAAUUCGUCGAAGAAGCCGAAACGAAGUGUGAAAAGUUGAGUAUGUUCAGGAAACGACGGUUAGCUGAUAAGAAAUACGAAUUUUCCGAGGACAACAACGAGAACAUAGUCCCAUUUAGAGUUUUAAGGAAUAAUAGGAAGAUAUUUAUUGGGAAUACGAGUAAGAAUCCGCCGCGGCGGUCGAAGUCCCCGCCGGUGGAGUGCGUGGUGCUGAGGGCGCACAACCAGAUCAGUCGGCCUUCAUCGCCCACCACCAGCUCGGGGUUGAAGACCUCCGGUCUCUCUGCCUUAGAGUCCGACCACAACAGCGAAUCUGAAUACAGAGUGAUGGAAAUGCUAGACGAUGGCUCUCUCAAAACUGUCUCCGUUCACGAUAACACGUCAAAAACCCUGUCUGAUUGCCCGGUGAACGAACAGGACCCGUAUUUGGUUCAUUCGGAGAACUCGAAGUGCAGCAAAUUCUUCACGAGGUACUUUGUGGAGAGCGACGACGAGAUUACCUCCAUCAUUACGGAUUCUGAAGACGACUGCAUAUCGGGCUACCACGUGGCGCUGCACCUGACGGCGCACGGCGCGGGCUACGCGCCGCUGCAGGCGGCGGGUGUGGGGGCAGGCGCGGGCGCGGGAGGGAGCGCGGGGGGGGGAGCGCGGCGACACGCGGCGCUGCGCGCGCGCCAGCGCUCGCUCGACACCGAGCUGCUCUGCAACGAGGUCUGCGGCAGACUGUGCGACAUUCACGGCAAGAAGUUUGUCUACUGCUUCGAUUGGGGCUGCCAUGUCAUCGAUGUGUGCCAGUCUAGUGGCUGUUUGUCGGGGCUGUGUGCAAUGUGGAUGUGGGCUACGGACGGCGCUCACGGCACGGCGGAAUGCCAGGCCUGCAAGGACGUGAGCGCGGGCUGUGUGUUACAUCGCAAGCAGUAUGCUGCUGAGUGUCUGUUUGUGUGGGACUUGGUGAGCGGGGUGUACCGCACGGAGCGGGUGUCCAUGACGGAGGACGACAGUCAGGAAGGCUCCAGGGUGUCAGGAGCGGAGCGCGCGCGAGAGUUGGCCAAGCGGCUCGGGCCCGUGCACUCGCCGCCCGGGAACGAGAACAGGCUGCUCACGACACUCACUGGGCGUUCGCUAAAAAGACUGACAGAUGUGGACAACUGCAUCGAGAUCACCAAAAACCACCCCGACAGCUCCGAGUCAGAGUCCUCCUCCGACGAGGAUAGCGACUCCGAUUGACUGAUACGAUAUGCCUUUUUUAGUUCACUUUUUAUAGUCUGAUUCUACCUCACCGGUCUGACAACUAUGGAUGCUGGCGACCGUGUGAAGUGGAGACGAAAAAGUAGGGAAGUGGACCCUGGGCUUCGACGCUGAACGGCUGAGGAGGUAACCGGAAUAACGCUCAGAUCAGAGAGAGAGUUCAAUUAAAAUCCAUAACAUAUUUAUUUCAUCAACUUUGUGUAUAACUUAUGUGAAAUUGCUCGAUCAAAGGAGAAAUCGAAACCAGUUGUUUGUUUUUCCGCUUAAGCUUUAGAACAGUGUGAUGAGCGAAAUAAGUAUAUAAAUAUGUAUAGCUUAUACGGUACCGCUCCCACCCGACAAAUUAACGUUUAUUGAAAAGAGAGGUUUAGAUCGUCCACUAAAGGCUUAUUUCACCUUAACAUCACGAGAGUUGGAAACUGUCCGCUGAUUUGUUGUCAAUGUAAAAUAUGUCUACCGGUGUUGCACUAAAGUACAAAUUUCAAUGAUAUUAUUAUGCCUAUUGAAUAAUUCGUUACAAAACAAAUUUAGCGACUGAUUGAACCUCUUUGAAAACACAGAUUUUGUUGAUGGAUUUAAAUAAACUUCCAACCGUAAAUAAAACUGCCAAAAUUACAUAAUAUAAUAAUAUAAAUACCCAAAUCACGCCCCAUUUUAAGAAUUUUGCAGAUAAGUUAAGCACUUAGUGCUGUUUUCACAAUUCACAUGUGUCUACUGUAGAUAGUACAUAUUUCAUACAUUUUAUGAAAAUCUAGGGGUCGAGCUUAAAUGGCGCAUCCACAUUGCUAUAGGGUGUGUGAAGAAAAUAUGGUCACGGGGCUUAGAUAGUAGCAGUUUUUCACCAAAUGAUGGUGGAAGUGGAAAAUAUAUGAAUCAUUACAGCAUGUCUAGUUUUCCGCAAUGGAAAGUGGUAUGAUGGCUAUAAUGGCGAUGGUGGAUGGUGGUCAUAAUGGCUAUUUUCGUAUGAAUUCGAACAGGUAGGACGAUGUGACACAAUAUAGCAAGGUGGCUUCGGUCUAAGAGCUGUAUCACAUUGGUUACCGAGCGAUCUCAAAGCGAGCGCAGCGAACAAUAUUACAUGCAUAAAAUAAUAAUAAUAGAAUAUGAUAAAAAAUUUAUCCGCCAUAUAGGAUAAAAAAAAUUAAUACUAUUUUCGCGAUUUCACAUUCACCCCAAUUCGAUACCAAUAUUACUAACAUAAAAUUGUGUUCGCGUAAAGGGCCUUGAAAUCGCCCAGAAAACAUUGUGAUAAAGCUGUAAAGUGUGAUUUUUGCCGCAGGCGGCAGCUUUUAUAUCAAAAAAUGGUUGUGUAACGCCCUGAAAAGGCAAUGAACUACGUAAUUCUUACCAUGAGUGCUCUUGGCAUUAAGGAAGUUUUGUAAAUAGGUUAUAUGAUUGUUUGUACAUCGAAAUUGCUCUUAUGCUUACGGAUUUUUUUCAGCAUCAUGCAUUUUAUGUGGCUUUAUGAAAAGAAAGAUAAUUGUGCUUCUGCUCCAAUCUCAUCUCAAAUUAGUAAAAUUUUGUCACACAAUACUGGGUUUGGUUAUGGGUUUAAUAGAUCACACAUAUGUUUCUGAAUUCAAAUUUAUAAUCGCGUACGAUAUUGACUUAUUUUAAUAAAAUUUACAUAGAAAAAAAUCGGCACGGUCAAUCCUGGCGAUGUUUAUUAACGUAAAUAUCUAUGAAAUUUAAAUAUGUAUCUUAAAUCAAUUCUGCAUGUGAUGUAAGAUUGGUAUUGACGUCUAUAGUCUUCAAUAUCAAUGUCAUAAUAUUACUCUGUCGUUAGUUGUAUCAAUAAAUAACUUUUGUCUUGAAGGAACAGUACUAUAUUUUGCUUGUCAUUUCUUUUUCGGUGAACUAAACGAAAAUCAAUAUUAACACGUGCUCAAAUGCUUUUCGUUAUUUUUCGAUCUCUAUAUUUUUUUAACAUAUGACUUUUUAAAAUAUGUUGAGAAAAAUAUUAAUUUGUAAAUUUAAUACUGUAGUGAAUAAUUCUCUUUAAUUAGCUAAGUAUAAGUUUCUAGUAUUCUAAACAUUAUAUUUGCAAUAUAAUAUGGUAUUUUCAAAAACGACGGUAUUUUGUUUUUGAAAAUGCGAUUAAAUUUAGCAUUUGAGUUGCGACUACACUUAAUAAGUGUUAUGUAUAUAGCAAUCUAUGAAUGUGACGAUAGAAAUCGCAAUAAUCCUCAAUGAUAUUAAUCUUGUGUGUAGUUUAGAUGUUAAACAAUCAAAAUGUUGAUAAUUAUAAGCUCUUGCGCAUUGAAAAGAAUUGAAUGUUAAAAAAAAACAUCAAAAAUUGCCAAUUAAUUACCAAUACUCUAAAAUGGGUAAAUUGUAGUAGGGGCGUAAUUUUCUUUGAUGAGUCUACGAUGUACGUAUGUCUAUGGCUUUGUAGCUCUCAAACUUAAACCCAAAAAUGAUUUAUUGAUCUCAGCAUGCAGUGUUUUCUUAUAAAUUAAAUUUAUUUGGAAUUAAUUUUAUUAAUCCCUACGUCCCUAUUGCUUGAAAACACCAAUAUACUUUUUUUUCUGUUGUACAUGUAACUUUUCUCUCAUCACCGCGAGUUCCCGGUUGCACUCCCGGUUGUGACGCCACGGUAACCGGAGUCAGCGUUGAAAAUAAUUAAUUAAAAUUUUGAAGAUCUUCAUUUUGUCCUAAAACGAGUAUACUCUUUCACUUGCGCUCGAGCUUUAAUAAAUUUAGGCUCAUUGUAAGGUUGUGACUGUUGGUAAUAGGUUUGUUUAAAGUGCCUAUCAGUCAUUAUAAUGUAACUUUACUUUGAUCUCUAUCACCGUUUAAUUUGCACGAAAUUACUUUGGCAAUAUUAAAUUUAAAUUUUUGACUGGUCCUCGCCUAAGGAUGACAAUAAUCGAACAUUCAUAAACAUUUUUUUUUCAUUUAUUAGUUCCAAUUAGCAGAAAAUUUUAAACUAUCUAAUAAAGUGAUUUUGUAUGUUAUUAUUAAUUAUAUUAUUAAUUGCGUAUAUAUAUUAGUAAUUGCGUAUUAUUGUUUUGUGCGUAAACUUGUAAAUAGGAACACUUCUACAUAGAUCAGAAGGCGAGGACUUUUAAUCUUGGACUUUAUGUAUUAGUGUGUAUGAGUCUUUAUACUUUGUGUGAGUGGGAGUCUUUAUUUAAAUGCAUUUAGUUCCGGUGUAUGUGACACGGCACUCGGAGCCCUUGCCAUCAAAUGUAUGGAAGUCAUUAAGGUAUCGUAAUAAAUGGUACAUGAUUUAAUGUCUAAAA